Gekko japonicus is the source of this 1163-nucleotide messenger RNA. It is a transcript of the gene VPS37B, whose product is annotated as vacuolar protein sorting 37 homolog B (S. cerevisiae). Gene Ontology annotation, cellular component: ESCRT I complex. Bases 112 to 963 code for a protein of 283 amino acids. Gene Ontology annotation, biological process: protein targeting to membrane; protein targeting to vacuole; ubiquitin-dependent protein catabolic process via the multivesicular body sorting pathway. The record is from RefSeq and is a predicted model, not a curated record. NCBI's taxonomy places the organism in Eukaryota, Metazoa, Chordata, Lepidosauria, Squamata, Gekkonidae. The transcript has 4 exons.
GCGGCGGGAGGGGCCGGAACUGCCUCCGCUCCGGGAGGAGAAGGAGCGCGGAGGCUACCGGCGGCGGCUUGCCCGGGUCUCUCUCUCUCCCCUCCUCAUCCCGGGCCCGCCAUGGCGGUGGACGUGAAGCGGCUGGAGGGCCUGAGCCUGCAACAGCUGAACGAGCUGCUGGACGACGAGGAGCAACUCCAGAGCAUGGCCCGGGAGAUGGAGGAGGCCCAAAACGUCCAGCUUAGCAAGGACAUGACCCUCGCCAGCAAUCGUAGCCUUGCCGAGGGCAACCUCCUGUACCAGCCAAAGUUGGAUUCUUUGAAAGCUGCGUUGACACAAAAGUACCAGGAGCUGCACGUUCUUUUUGAGGCUUAUCAGAUUAAGAAAACCAAGCUAGACAGACAAUCUAGUAACGCUUCCCUGGAAACCCUGCUGGCGCUUCUUCAGACAGAAGGGGCAAAGAUCGAAGAAGACACGGAGAACAUGGCCGAGAAGUUUCUGGAUGGCGAAGUGCCGCUGGACGCCUUCAUCGACGAAUACCAGAGCCAAAGGAAACUGGCCCACCUGCGGCGUGUAAAAAUCGAAAAACUCCAGGAGAUGGUGCUGAAGGGGCCGAGACUCCCCCUGGCGGCACCGCCUCAGCCGAGAGCCACCGAAACCCCACCGGCGCUUCAGACUCUGGAGGCGAAUACCCCUCCGUCCGUUAUGCCUCGUCGCAAUCCACCGCCGCCACCUCCGGCGUCGGCGGUCCCAGCCGGACGCUUUCCGACCCCAUUCACAGCAGCGAUGAAUGCUGGACCGGCUGCCCCCUAUCAGAGCAGUCCGUACCCUCUGCUUCCCCCACGAACGGGAGUCCCUCCUAUGAUGCCGCCACCGGGAUAUCCGACUCCGUUUGCGUCACAGUUCCCUCCAGCGCUGCCCCAAAGACCGCCGCCUCGCCUCCCACCCAACCCGGGCUUUAUCUUGCAGUGAAUAUGCCAUCGGGGCCGGACUCACGGAUUGGUGCUUUCCUCCUUAUUCCUUAGCUCCGUGACUCGCCUGAGGAAGCGGCGCUAACCCUCCCCUUCUUUGCACAGGAUUUCAGAAGGCGUUUGGGGUGACAGCCAGUGACGCAUCAGCGUGUUUGACCCUGCUUGUCUUCUUCUCGUACAGAAUGGGCAUCCGUACCAGUC